Oncorhynchus nerka (sockeye salmon) is the source of this 2196-nucleotide messenger RNA. Its product is annotated as basic proline-rich protein-like. Bases 1 to 2196 code for a protein of 731 amino acids. NCBI's taxonomy places the organism in Eukaryota, Metazoa, Chordata, Actinopteri, Salmoniformes, Salmonidae. The transcript has a single exon. The record is from RefSeq and is a predicted model, not a curated record.
AUGCCACCCUGCUCGGCGCCCCAUGCUGCCACAGGCAAGAUGCCACCCUGCUCGGCUACCCAUGCUGCCCCCGGCAAGAUGCCACCCUGCUCGGCUGCCCAUGCUGCCACAGGCAAGAUGCCACCCUGCUCGGCUGCCCAUGCUGCCCCCGGCAAGAUGCCACCCUGCUCGGCUGCCCAUGCUGCCCCCGGAAAGAUGCCACCCUGCCCGGCUGCCCAUGCUGCCCCCGGCAAGAUGCCACCCUGCUCGGCUGCCCAUGCUGACACAGGCAAGAUGCCACCCUGCUCGGCUGCCCAUGCUGCUACAGGCAAGAUGCCACCCUGCUCGGCUGCCCAUGCUGCCCCGGCAAGAUGCCACCCUGCUCGGCUGCCCAUGCUGCCCCCAGGAAGAUGCCACCCUGCUCAGCUGCCCAUGCUGACCCCGGCAAGAUGCCACCCUGCCCGGCUGCCCAUGCUGCCACAGGCAAGAUGCCACCCUGCUCGGCUGCCCAUGCUGCCACAGGCAAGAUGCCACCCUGCUCGGCUGCCCAUGCUGCCCCUGGCAAGAUGCCACCCUGCUCGGCUGCCCAUGCUGCCACAGGCAAGAUGCCACCCUGCUCGGCUGCCCAUGCUGCCCCCAGGAAGAUGCCACCCUGCUCGGCUGCCCAUGCUGCCCCCGCAAGAUGCCACCCUGCUCGGCUGCCCAUGCUGCCCCGGCAAGAUGCCACCCUGCUCGGCUGCCCAUGCUGCCACAGGCAAGAUGCCACCCUGCUCGGCUGCCCAUGCUGCCACAGGCAAGAUGCCACCCUGCUCGGCUGCCCAUGCUGCCACAGGCAAGAUGCCACCCUGCUCGGCUGCCCAUGCUGCCACAGGCAAGAUGCCACCCUGCUCGGCUGCCCAUGCUGCCCCCGGCAAGAUGCCAACCUGCUCGGCUGCCCAUGCUGCCCCCAGGAAGAUGCCACCCUGCUCGGCUGCCCAUGCUGCCCCCGGCAAGAUGCCACCCUGCUUGGCUGGCCAUGCUGCCCCCGGCAAGAUGCCACCCUGCUCGGCUGCCCAUGCUGCCACAGGCAAGAUGCCACCCUGCUCAGCUGCCCAUUCUGCCACAGGCAAGAUGCCACCCUGCUCGGCUGCCCAUGCUGCCCCCGGCAAGAUGCCACCCUGCUCGGCUGCCCAUGCUGCCCCCGGAAAGAUGCCACCCUGCCCGGCUGCCCAUGCUGCCCCCGGCAAGAUGCCACCCUGCUCGGCUGCCCAUGCUGACACAGGCAAGAUGCCACCCUGCUCGGCUGCCCAUGCUGCUACAGGCAAGAUGCCACCCUGCUCGGCUGCCCAUGCUGCCCCCGGCAAGAUGCCACCCUGCUCGGCUGCCCAUGCUGCCCCCAGGAAGAUGCCACCCUGCUCAGCUGCCCAUGCUGACCCCGGCAAGAUGCCACCCUGCCCGGCUGCCCAUGCUGCCACAGGCAAGAUGCCACCCUGCUCGGCUGCCCAUGCUGCCACAGGCAAGAUGCCACCCUGCUCGGCUGCCCAUGCUGCCCCUGGCAAGAUGCCACCCUGCUCGGCUGCCCAUGCUGCCACAGGCAAGAUGCCACCCUGCUCGGCUGCCCAUGCUGCCCCCAGGAAGAUGCCACCCUGCUCGGCUGCCCAUGCUGCCCCCGGCAAGAUGCCACCCUGCUCGGCUGCCCAUGCUGCCACAGGCAAGAUGCCACCCUGCUCGGCUGCCCAUGCUGCCACAGGCAAGAUGCCACCCUGCUCGGCUGCCCAUGCUGCCACAGGCAAGAUGCCACCCUGCUCGGCUGCCCAUGCUGCCACAGGCAAGAUGCCACCCUGCUCGGCUGCCCAUGCUGCCCCCGGCAAGAUGCCAACCUGCUCGGCUGCCCAUGCUGCCCCCAGGAAGAUGCCACCCUGCUCGGCUGCCCAUGCUGCCCCCGGCAAGAUGCCACCCUGCUUGGCUGGCCAUGCUGCCCCCGGCAAGAUGCCACCCUGCUCGGCUGCCCAUGCUGCCACAGGCAAGAUGCCACCCUGCUCAGCUGCCCAUUCUGCCCCCGGCAAGAUGCCACCCUGCUCGGCUGCCCAUGCUGCCACAGGCAAGAUGCCACCCUGCUCGGCUGCCCAUGCUGCCCCUAGGAAGAUGCCACCCUGCUCGGCUGCCCAUGCUGCCCCUAGGAAGAUGCCACCCUGCUCGGCUGCCCAUGCCGCCCAUAUCUCUUACUGUUCUUUAUAA